Molecule: messenger RNA, 2510 nt
Organism: Heterocephalus glaber (naked mole-rat)
Lineage: Eukaryota; Metazoa; Chordata; Mammalia; Rodentia; Bathyergidae
Gene: Tnfsf13b
Product: TNF superfamily member 13b
Biological process (GO): immune response; positive regulation of B cell proliferation
Cellular component (GO): membrane
Molecular function (GO): receptor ligand activity; tumor necrosis factor receptor binding
Source: RefSeq, a predicted model, not a curated record
GCCGCUGAGGACAGGAAAUGAGCCGGGCCCUGCGGUCGCUCACGCCGAGGCCCCGACCUACAAAGUGCGAGCGCGGAACGGAUGAGCCCGCAGUGCGGUCCCGCCUUUUUCCCGGCCUGGAGGAAGCAGAGGAAAUGAAGGCGGCGCGCGCUGCGAUCCCGGCACAGCAGCGGAGCCCCUCGGCGCGCCCGUCCGGGACCUCGAGCCCGCUGCUGGCCGCGAGCCUGCUGCUGGCCCUGCUGUCGGGCGGCCUCACCGUGCUGUCCUUCCGCCGGGUGGCCGCGCUGCAGGCCGACCUGGACGGGCUCCGGGCGCAGCUGCAGGGCCCCCGGGCCUCGGGCGCCGCGGGCCCCACGGUGAGGGGGCUCCUCGCGCCCGCAGCGCCGGGACGCAACUCCAGCGGGAGCAGCCGGCAGAGGCGCGCCGCGGAGCGCCCGGGGGCAACAGUCACUCAAGACUGCUUGCAGCUGAUCGCAGACAGCGACACCCCGACUAUUCGCAAAGGAUCAUACACAUUUGUACCAUGGCUUCUGAGCUUUAAAAGAGGACGAGCCCUGGAGGAGAAAGAGAAUAAGAUAGUGGUGAAGGAACCUGGUUACUUCUUUAUCUAUGGCCAGGUGUUGUACACUGAUAGCACUUUUGCCAUGGGACACCUAAUACAGAGGAAGAAAGUCCACGUCUUUGGGGACGAGCUGAGUCUGGUGACUCUGUUCCGCUGUAUUCAGAAUAUGCCCGAGACACUACCCAAUAAUUCCUGUUAUUCAGCUGGCAUCGCAAAGCUGGAAGAGGGAGACGAAAUCCAACUUGCAAUCCCAAGGGAGAACGCGCAGAUCUCUCGCGAUGGGGACGGCACGUUUUUCGGUGCCCUGAAACUGCUGUGACCCCCGCGGUCCGCCGUUGUCCCUCUUUCCCUCCCUUUCUCUGGACCUCUGAAAGGAGAACACUUAACUGAAAACACCAAAAGGGGAAAAAAGUCAUCACCAUAGACUUUCCUUGAGCUUUUUGUUUUGGUUUGCAGAAUCUGGUCCAAAACAGGAAAUUUAACAGACAACCACAGCCAAAGCGUGUCAUGUGAAUUACAAGAAUCAAAAAGAUAGAAUCAGAAAGAUUUUUAUGAUGAUUCUGCAUCGAGCAAUGUGAUUGUCGUGUCUUGGCUUGGGAAGUGUACAGUUCAGAGGGCAGUAAUGAUUUUUGCAAAGGUGACAUUCCAUGGUUUACUAUGAGACGUGUGCCCACAUCUGUGGGCAUUCAGACAUUCGUGAGAAAUCUCAGGAUUCAUUGUCCCUGUUCAUGCGAAAUGUGCUCCUCUCCUUUCCAGCAGCUAUCAUGGAAAGUUAAAAAAACUACAAAUCUUGCAUUAGGUACAUGAAAAUGAUAAUACACAUUUAUGAGGUGGUUAAAAUUAAUUUUAAAAGUCUAAAUUUAAAUACUAUACAAGUGGACUGAAAAUGAGAUACAUAUACUAUUCAAGUCUUUUUGGGUUAGUUCAAGUUGGCAGUUUUUAGCUCUAAUAUUUUCUGUUAGAAGACAUUUUUCACAGUAAGGAAAGAAUUUCCUCAUUUGUAUAUGCAUAUAUGGUUUCCUAUAGUUUCAGUUGCUUCAGGAAUUUUCAGUGUAGGGUAAUUUCAGUUUAUGCGUAUGAAUCAGUAAUUAAAAAUAACAAAAAUUGCACUUAUGUCCACUGAAGUGAAUGGGUCAGUUUAUGAUAAAGUAAUAUAAUUUCCUUUUAUUUCCAGUUCUUCUGUUUCAAACUGCUGCUAUUACAGUUUAUGUAUCCCAGGCAACGAAAACAGUCGUAAUUUGCUUUAUAGAAGUUGAAGUUUUACUGAAGCCCUUCGCACACUGGAGUGUGGGAAGUUCACUGAGUCUCUCAAAAGAUUGUAAUGUCCCACAAGACAGGCUCUUCAUCUUCACUUUAUAACCAGUUGUACUUGAGGAUGUUGUAAUACUUACCUUCUAUAACAUGUUUCUCUUGCAUUUUGUCUCUUUAUAUCACCAAUUAACAGCUCUAAUUUCAUUAAACAAUUUACUUCAUUAGUUUAAACAGUAGAUGAAACAACAGACCUAAGCUGACAUUACUCUCCCCUCUACAAUAAAAUAACUUUAAAUAUACUUCUUUCAAAACAAACAAAAGGACUCAAACUUGGCAUCUAAAAUCAAACUCUGCUCAAAUGUCUAGUUCCCAUAAUUUUUACAUUUUGGGUCAACUAAAAUGUAUGUAGCAAUUUAUUUUCUUUUAUAGCACAAUCAAAAAAGAAGAAGUGACAGGAGGGGAAGGGUCUUGCCAUGGGAGGAGUGGUCAGUGCUGUUCCUAGUGUUGCUGCUAACGUAGAUUGCCAAAUAGAAAGAUACAGUGCCUUCUGCCUCCUUGUCUGACUCAGUUUGCCUGGCAGCUCUCAUUGUUGGGCUUCUCUCUGUAUGACGGUCACCCUAAAAAUCAGGUGAGAAACAAUGUGAGUUAUUGUAAAGUAAUAUGUGUUAGUUUGUGACAAUAAAGUAUUUGAAAUCUG